AUGGGAUGGAGCGGACAACAACCACAAUCACAACAGCAGCAGGAAACUGGAGUGAUUCGGGGGGAAGCGGAGAAGUGAAGAGGGUCCAACGUGAAACCUAGAAUCCUGUUCAGUGGCGAUACUUUUAGUUGAGGGAUGUCUCCUAAUCUAAGAUGGACUCCAAGUUACCAUACAACGGUAUAAGAAGCAAGAACCACACAUUUCUCGCCACAGAUGGUCACUGCACUCUACACGCCGCGGACAUACAACCAUAUCCGGACAAUGAUCCAAUGAGAACGGAAGGCAAGGCAGAGAGCAAACGAGCCAAACAGCGUAAAAUGACUGAGUCCUUUACGCAUAAGCCACCCCCAACCUCAUCUCUCCCUAAGCGGAGCGGUUUGCUCAACUUGGAAUUUGCGGGUCCGUGGCGCAACACAUAUGGCUCGGAAUAUCCCGACUUCUUUCCUCCAGAUGAAGCCUUGUGGGGCGUGAGACUUUCUGACGUUCCCUUGUCGGGAUAUGUGACGCUCCUCCCUUGUAUAGCAGCAGGCAUCCAUGAACGAUUUGGGAUGGAGGUGCGGAAGAGAAGGGAGACGCACACCCUCAGACGCGCACAGUCAGAGGAAAGCGGUGGGAGAGAUGCAGGAUGGAUGGACCAACAAGACAGCAAAAACGACUACAAGUUGUACUACGGAACGGCUGCGGUUGCCAAGUCGAUCUCCCGCCGCAUCAUCAUGUUGCCCGGAACGCGAGUCAUGUCUUUUCGGUAUAGUGGUACGGCUCUGAGUACGAAAAAGAUAUAUUCCGUGGUAGACUUGGGCUCGUCACGCCUUGCCUUGGCUUUUCCCUACGGAGACGCAUCCUUAUCGAACGAGGAGUGGAGAGACUAA
Xylona heveae TC161 is the source of this 869-nucleotide messenger RNA. RefSeq lists its product as hypothetical. The transcript is spliced from 5 exons. Bases 153 to 869 code for a protein of 238 amino acids. The record is from RefSeq and is a predicted model, not a curated record. NCBI's taxonomy places the organism in Eukaryota, Fungi, Ascomycota, Xylonomycetes, Xylonales, Xylonaceae.